Messenger RNA from Eurytemora carolleeae, 1866 nucleotides. Its product is annotated as tubulin beta chain. Lineage: Eukaryota; Metazoa; Arthropoda; Copepoda; Calanoida; Temoridae. The record is from RefSeq and is a predicted model, not a curated record. Gene Ontology annotation, cellular component: cytoplasm; microtubule. Gene Ontology annotation, biological process: microtubule cytoskeleton organization; mitotic cell cycle. The transcript has 16 exons. Bases 265 to 1602 code for a protein of 445 amino acids. Gene Ontology annotation, molecular function: structural constituent of cytoskeleton; GTP binding; GTPase activity.
CUCCGCUCUCUAGUUCCCUUCAGUCUCUAUUGACACCUUGGAGCUAAACCUUCUCUAUCCAAACCUUCUCCAGAGCUAAACCUUCUCUAUCCAAACCUUCUUAAGAGCUAAACCUUCUCUCUCCAAACCUUCUCCAGAGCUAAACCUUCUCUCUUCAAACCUUCUCCAGAGCUGAACCUUCUCUCUCCAAACCUUCUCUAGAGCUAAACCUUCUCUCUUUAAACCUUCUCCAGAGCUAACCCUUCUCCGGCUUUAAACCAGACAAUGAGGGAAAUAGUUCAUAUCCAGGCUGGCCAGUGUGGGAACCAGAUUGGAGCAAAAUUCUGGGAAAUUAUCUCAGACGAGCACGGAAUUGACCCAACGGGGUCUUAUCAUGGGACAUCUGACCUUCAGCUGGAGAGAGUUAAUGUGUACUACAACGAAGCUACUGGGGGUAAAUAUGUACCCAGGGCUGUUCUCGUUGAUUUGGAACCCGGAACUAUGGACAGUGUAAGAUCUGGUCCUUUCGGGGCCAUUUUCCGUCCUGACAACUAUGUGUUUGGGCAGAGCGGUGCAGGCAAUAACUGGGCUAAAGGGCACUACACUGAGGGAGCUGAGCUUGUUGACUCUGUCCUGGAUGUUGUAAGGAAGGAAGCUGAGUCAACUGAUUGUCUCCAGGGAUUCCAGUUGACCCACUCUCUGGGAGGAGGAACAGGUUCUGGGCUCGGAACACUCCUAAUCUCUAAAAUUAGAGAGGAGUACCCUGAUAGAAUCAUGAAUACCUAUUCUGUUGUCCCUUCUCCUAAGGUUUCUGAUACCGUGGUUGAACCGUAUAAUGCUACGUUAUCUGUUCACCAACUGGUGGAGAAUACAGAUGAAACGUACUGCAUUGACAAUGAGGCGUUGUAUGAUAUCUGCUUCAGGACUCUGAAGCUGACUACCCCAACCUACGGGGACUUGAACCACCUCGUCUCCCUUACCAUGUCCGGGGUCACCACAUGCCUCAGGUUCCCCGGUCAACUGAACGCUGACCUGCGGAAGCUGGCGGUGAACAUGGUCCCGUUUCCUCGUCUGCAUUUCUUUAUGCCCGGGUUUGCUCCCCUGACUGCCCGGGGCUCUCAGCAAUAUAGAGCCCUAUCUGUGCCCGAGCUGACCCAGCAGAUGUUUGAUGCUAAGAACAUGAUGGCAGCUUGCGAUCCAAGACAUGGGCGGUAUCUUACAGUCGCUGCCGUUUUCCGUGGUCGAAUGUCGAUGAAAGAGGUGGAUGAGCAAAUGUUAAACAUCCAGAACAAGAACAGCAGCUACUUCGUGGAAUGGAUCCCGAACAACGUGAAAACAGCUGUUUGUGAUAUCCCACCACGUGGGCUUAAAAUGGCGGCAACAUUCAUCGGAAACUCUACAGCGAUCCAAGAGCUGUUUAAGAGGAUCUCUGAGCAGUUUACCGCCAUGUUCAGGAGGAAGGCUUUCUUGCAUUGGUAUACAGGCGAGGGUAUGGAUGAGAUGGAGUUUACUGAAGCUGAAUCGAAUAUGAACGAUUUAGUAUCUGAAUACCAGCAAUACCAGGAGGCGACCAUCGAUGACGAAGAAUUUGAUCACGAGGAGGAGGCAGAAUAUGAGGGUUAAAUUUUCAACGAAUUUCUCGCCAAAUUUUUGAUAAUUUUUAAUCCGCGAAAAAAUUUUCCGUUUACCUAAAUUUGCACUUUUGCAUGGACAAACCAUGUCACUUUCUGAGAAAAAAUGUCCUGCUUUUCUAAUUUUCCAGCACAAAUAAUAUUAAUAAAUUAUUAUAUUGUAAUAAAUUAAUAAAGUAUAUUAUAAGCAGCAAGAAGUAAAAAGUUAAGACCUAUGCGCAAUUUGUUUAAAAGUGAAAUUAAUUAUAAAUAAAUA